AUGGUUACGCUACAGAGGUCGGUGACGUCGUUCAGGAGGCAAGGCUCGUCGGGCCUGGUGUGGGACGACGACAAGCUCAACUUAUCGGGCGUUCUCAACCCGACCAAACCUCGUGGCAACGAAGACAGCGGCGAGAAGAUCGACCGCAGACAACUCAGGCUGUCGCAGAGCGCCGGGACGAUCGGCAUGAUGAAACGCAGCAGUUCCACGGUUAGAGCUCCAGCUCAGGCCCGUCGAAACGCCAUCGUCCCUUCCUCCGCUGUCGACCCACCGCCCCCUAGGAUAUCCGGCUGCUGCUUUUCCGGCAUCUUCGGACGACCGGUGAAGUGCUCACACCCAAACCUUAAAAAAUGA
Messenger RNA from Eucalyptus grandis, 354 nucleotides. RefSeq lists its product as uncharacterized. The coding region runs from base 1 to 354 and encodes 117 amino acids. The record is from RefSeq and is a predicted model, not a curated record. The transcript has a single exon. NCBI's taxonomy places the organism in Eukaryota, Viridiplantae, Streptophyta, Magnoliopsida, Myrtales, Myrtaceae.